Molecule: messenger RNA, 696 nt
Organism: Gymnogyps californianus (California condor)
Lineage: Eukaryota; Metazoa; Chordata; Aves; Accipitriformes; Cathartidae
Gene: VMO1
Product: vitelline membrane outer layer 1 homolog
Exons: 3
Coding region: 1-612 (203 amino acids)
Source: RefSeq, a predicted model, not a curated record
AUGCCACGGGGACAGAUCCUGCUGCUGCUCCUGCUCACGGGGCUUGCAGGCACCGCAGGGCAGGGGCAGGAGUGGGACCUGGGUGGGAGCGAUGCCUCGGUCAUCGCCGUGCCCAACGGUGGACCCUGGGGAGACUGGGCCUGGCCGGAGAUGUGCCCCAAGGGCUCCUACGCCAGCGGCGUCAGCUUCAAGGUAGAGGCGCCCCAGGGGGUGAUGGAGGACGACACGGCGCUCAACGGGAUUCGGCUGCACUGCUCCCGCGGCGGGGAUCCCAGUGGCGGCUACACGGCCGAGUCCCAGAGCGGCAGGUGGGGCCACUGGUCGGAGGCCUGCUGGUGCCCCCACCGAGGGCGCCUGGUGGGCUUCGCGCUGCGGGUCCAGCCGCCCCAGCGCGGGCUCCUGAGCGAUGAAGUGGCCGCCACCAGCGCCCGCUUCGCCUGCUCCGACGGGCACGUCCUGGAGGGGCCAGGGUCCACCUGGGGCCAGUGGGGCAGCUGGAGCCCCCAGUGCCCCAGGGCGGUGUGCGGCAUCCAGACGCGGCAGGAGCCUGCACGGGGGCUGAAGAGGGACGACACGGCCCUGAAUGAUCUGCGUCUCUUCUGCUGCCCGUAACGAGCACUGGAAACCCACUGCAGGGCACCCGAUCCCAUGACCCAGCUCCACAGCAGAGCUUGUGCCCGGGGUCCCCUCUCCCAC